GUUGUCUGCACUGUGUAUGUCACGCGAUACUUGGGCGCUGGAUGAGCGCGUGAUUACUUGCAGCGAUACAUUCGACAGGAGGGAGAGUAACUCAUCCCUCAAUAAUCAUACGUCGAGACCCAUAUCAUUCGAGUACUGCAAGUAAAGCUGCAAGCUGAGAAAAUGGCUGAUUUGUCUCACUAUGCGAUCCCGGAUCCGGAAUUUGUGAAUGCACUUGCACAAACGCCGCCGCCUUUUGCCUCACCCUCGGCGGAUGCUCUUCAGGGAGAUGAAGAAGUCAAGCGUCGCCAAAAGAUAGUUGCGGAAAUGUUGCGUGCUGCCGUCGCGGCUUUCAAUCCACCACAGGGAGUGAUUGUAGAAGAGAAGCGCAUUCCCGUGACGAGUCCUCCUGGCGAUAUUGCUGUCAGAGUGUACACUCCGGAGCCUCGGGACACGUCGGAGACGUUCGCGGUAUACGUUGAUUUCCAUGGUAGUGGAUAUAGUGUGGGAACUCUUGACUCCGACGAGCUCGAUUGCCGAGCCCUAUCUGUGAAAAAUCGGAUUGUCGUCGUUAAUGUCGAUUAUCGACUGGCACCGCAGUUUCCUUGGCCUACGGGUCCUAAUGACGCAUACGACGCGGUAAAAUGGGUGGCAAGGGACUCAACCGAACUUCGGGUCGAUCUCAAGAAAGGAUUUAUUAUUGGUGGUACCUCGGCAGGUGGAAAUUUCACGUGUACAGUUGCGCAGCGUGCUCGUGAAGAUCCAGAGCUCCAAGGAAAGAUAACUGGCCAAGUGUUGCAGAGUCCAGAAACUGUCACGCAUUCGAAGGAAUUUCCAGAGAGCCUGAAAGACAAGCUCAAAUCUUAUGAGCAGUUCAAAAGCGAUCCAAUUCUGACACGUGAAAAUAUUGCGCUGUUCAUGGGUGCUUACAAGCCAGGCAAUCAGUUCGAUCCUUUGGUUUCACCCAUUCUCGCGAAGUCUCUCGCAGGACUCCCUCCCGCGUACGUCCAAAUUGCAGGUGCGGAUCCGUUGCGUGAUGAGGGACUUCUCUAUGCCCAAAUGAUGCAAGAAAGCGGCGUUCAGACAAAGGUUGACGUGUAUCCCGGUGUGCCGCAUGGCUUCGCUGCUUUUUAUCCGAAGCUCGCAAUAAGUGCGAAAUGGCGCACUGACCUUGACACAGGAGUUCAAUGGCUUUUAGGAUUCUCGAAGGCAUAAAAUAACUCGGGUUUGAUGAUUAAAUGUAAGAGUAACAUUGAACGUAUUCCUCCGUGAGGAAUACCCAGACUUUCUUGUAACCAUUCACUUAUCGGAAAGAAAUAUUAAAGCAUUGCAUAC
Fomitiporia mediterranea MF3/22 is the source of this 1314-nucleotide messenger RNA. RefSeq lists its product as uncharacterized. NCBI's taxonomy places the organism in Eukaryota, Fungi, Basidiomycota, Agaricomycetes, Hymenochaetales, Hymenochaetaceae. The transcript is spliced from 7 exons. Gene Ontology annotation, molecular function: hydrolase activity. The coding region runs from base 163 to 1194 and encodes 343 amino acids. The record is from RefSeq and is a predicted model, not a curated record.